AAACCGUAGAUUUAGCCUACUCAAGAAUCUCUAUAUGGGUUAGCGCGAUGUCCAUGCAUUUGUGGAAAUUAAUCAGCGUGGUCAUUUAGUAUAAAAAGGAAAUCAGCGACCGUUGCAAAAUAUGUUCACCGUAUGAAACCAUCAAGGUGUUAUAAUUGGACGUUGUGUGGUAGAAAUACCAUUAAGUAUCUCGCCUAGGCCCCAAAAACCCUAAAUCUACUGCCCCAGUGACGAACCGCACGCGAUGUAAUAUUGUGAAGUAAUAAACUUCAUCGCUAUUACCUAACUCUUAUUUAUUUUUCUUUCCUGCGCCUUACACUCUCUUCUUCCAAACAAAAAAAAAAAACACGAGCUGCAAAAACAAGCACUAAGUUAAGCGAUGGGAAAAAGCGUAUGAUCGAAGCUCGCGCGUUGCGAUAGAAAGUGAAAACAAAACCCCUGCACCGCGGGAGCCAUUUUCCUCCGCCACAAACCGCAUCUAUUUGUCAUUUGUACGGCUGUUAAAGUUAAAGCACCUUAGCAUGGCGGCCGUGUAGUGAAGUGAUCUAGCUGCAGCGAAGCAAAAUAGCAAGAAAUGCCGGUUUGUAGCGCGGGUAGAGUGAAAGAGCAACUGAAUCUCGCGUGGAGUGUGGGAAAAGUGGGCGCAACGACUGAAAGAAAGUGAAAAGAGAUGUGAUAUUUAGUGAAGAGCGGGAGUGAGCGAAGUAGGCUGGCUGUAAAUGCAAUCGUUUGCUGUACUUAUGCAAAAUAUUUGUGUUGCACAUUAGAGUGUGACCGGAGAAUUGGUGCAUGAAGAGUAUUGCGUAAAAGUGUACUAUCAGAAAAAAACGAUUUCGGCGAUUAUGAACUCAAGGAUGAGACGCGACCGAGUAAUUCCAACCAACUGAGCUCCACGGAUACGCCGAACGCGACAUUUGUAAAACCACCAAUAACAAUAACAACAACAACCUAAGCUAAGAAGUUGAUUAAAUAAUAAGCUUACUUUUGUGGUGUGACAGUGAAGUAACCAAUCGAGCCGGCUUGCGUUGUGUGGGGGAGAGACAGAGAGCCAGAGCGGAUCUCAGAGCUGUUGGAAAAAUACUUCAGAGUAGCAUAAAUCGGUCGAAGUGAGAUCAGGAAGAAGCAUCGGUUGUGGAAAACUCCACCCAACCUGAUCAAGCGGUUUAGUCCGCCGCAGUAAAACUGUUUCCACCAGCGUGACGAGCGACCUUCCCUUACGAUGAAGGGUUGGUUCGAUGCCUUUCGAGACGAUGGAGCGCCCACGCUGUACUCGUUUUCGAACCGAACCCCCGUCACCGGCGAUGUUUCGAUUGUGGCCGUUUGCGUCAUGUUUGCCACUAUCUAUUUGGCAUUUCUGGUCAUCUUCCCCGGUGUGCGAAAACAGAGAUUCACAACUUUUACGUCAGUUACGCUUAGUUUAUUCGUAGGACUAGUCAUUUUAGUUACACGCCUUGGUUCAGCCUGGCACGUGGCCCAUUCGACCAUCGUCGCCCCCUACAAAGCAUUCUCCCGAGAGAAACUGCCUGCCAAACUCGGAGCUCACAUCGGAUUGAUGCAUAUAAAUAUAACACUGGUGGCGCUUCCGGUCGGAAACUGGACACCUCCGGAUAUCGACUUCAACGAACAGUUCAGCUGGAAUCAAGCAAAUGACAUGGGGAAUUCCUAUCGCAACGCACUUCAGCGUGGUUUGCCAUAUCCCAUUCUGACCGUGGCAGAGUAUUUCAGUCUGGGACAGGAAGGGUUCGCCUGGGGUGGCCAAUAUCGGGCAGCCGGUUAUUACGCCAGUAUCCUACUGUGGGCUUCGUUCGCGUCAUGGCUACUGAUGAAUCUACUCCUGGUGGCCGUUCCCCGUUACGGGGCCUACACGAUGACACUGACGGGGAUCCUGCUGAUCGGGGCUAGCAUCGGUUACAGCAUGAUGCUACCGAAGCGACCAUUGACUAUCUACAUCGAGGGAGGCCACAUCAGUUUCCAGCUGGGUUGGUGCUUCUGGCUUGUACUGGUCGCAGGCGUCUUGUGUUUAACGAUAGGACUGGUAAUAUCCGUCAUCGAUUUGGUUUGGCCUCAUCGCUUCUCAACGAUUCUAGAAGUGUAUUACGAUACUCCCUACGACAGACACGUGAUAUUGGAAGAAUCUCACGAUGUCCGAUAUCGAAAACGUAAUAGCAAAGGUCUAGAAGAUCCACCGGGCUUGGGAUCAAGAAUUUUACGCCGCUUAUCGUCGAAAACACGGGACCAGUCCAAUGACAAGACUGGCAUCGAAAACCGUGGCUUCCAGCACGAUGUACCCAAAUCUCCUUGGCGUUAUCCGUUCCGGCGUCUACAGCAGACUCCGCCGCAAGGAAUUCAGCGAACGAUUUCGCAGGAUUCAAAUUCCAGCAUCGCAUCCGCAGCGGCCAUGUCCCCAUCACUGCACAAAGUUGCACUCUCCAGAAUGCUACCGAAACCGCCACUAGAACGUACUCGUGAAAUUUCAAAUUGGUAGGACAAAGAAGAGUAUCUAAUCAAUCGACUCCUAAUGGGACGUUAAUCUUAAUACACGAACUAAUAAGAAAAGAUAACAUGCAGUUGCACAACUUUACGUGAUGAAUCUCUUGUGAUAUUAAAUCGUAAAAGCAGAAUUGAUGAAUGAGAAUAAUUUAAACGAGAGGAAACAAACGCGGAUAUAACGAACCAUAUUCAACGACUUAUCUUAUAAUUAGAGCAACAAUUUUAUUUAGUUAUCAGACAUUGAUUAAGACUACUGUAAAUGGCUUCGUAUGGAGCAGAUUUUAACUAGGACUGUAGUAGUAUUCUAUGAAUUAUUUUUCAGAAUUCCAAUUGGCCAAUAUACUUGUGCAUGCCUAAAUGGAUUUAACAGUUAUCAUACAAUACAGCGAUAAAGACUACCGUGUAACGUCUUCUUUUAAACUAUUUAUUGUUAAAGUCAGUGUGCAGGGAACAUUUAGGAAAACAUUUUAGAAACAAACCCAGUGACGUGAAUGUAUUCCUUGCAGCAUUUAGUAUUAUGGUAAUUAUGUAUAAAAAAAGAAAGCAAUCCAAGAAUGGGCAGAAGGAAUAAAGUUUAAAUUUGAUUGUCCGGUCAUUUGUUAGAGCGUAAA
Malaya genurostris is the source of this 3101-nucleotide messenger RNA. RefSeq names its product dual oxidase maturation factor 1 (gene mol). NCBI's taxonomy places the organism in Eukaryota, Metazoa, Arthropoda, Insecta, Diptera, Culicidae. The transcript is spliced from 11 exons. Gene Ontology annotation, biological process: protein transport. Gene Ontology annotation, cellular component: endoplasmic reticulum membrane. The coding region runs from base 1220 to 2485 and encodes 421 amino acids. The record is from RefSeq and is a predicted model, not a curated record.